Messenger RNA from Ornithorhynchus anatinus (platypus), 9094 nucleotides. RefSeq names its product piwi like RNA-mediated gene silencing 2 (gene PIWIL2). The transcript has 22 exons. The record is from RefSeq and is a predicted model, not a curated record. NCBI's taxonomy places the organism in Eukaryota, Metazoa, Chordata, Mammalia, Monotremata, Ornithorhynchidae. Gene Ontology annotation, cellular component: P granule. The coding region runs from base 9 to 2909 and encodes 966 amino acids. Gene Ontology annotation, molecular function: protein binding; piRNA binding. Gene Ontology annotation, biological process: regulatory ncRNA-mediated gene silencing.
AGCCUCCAAUGGAUCCUUUGAGACCUUCAUUCAGGGGCAGUGCCCUUUCCCAUCUGCCUGCCGGUGUACGGAUGCCAGGAUCUCUGGCACAGGCUCCAACAGCCCAGGGGGUGGCUCUGGGCAGGGCAGAGCUCUCCGCGGGCUCUUCGACUCUCACCCCCAAGCGUGGGCCGACGCCUCAGGAGAAGACUGCGGGCUUGUCCUCUCUCUUCCGUGGGCUGGGGUUUGAGACGGUGCCUCGGGCCCCAUUAGGACGAGGGAUCCCGACGUUAGGGAGAGGCAUUUUGGGUAGAGGCCUGCAAUGUGCCCAGGAGUCCAAGGAUGAAAAAGAGCUUCCGAGGGAGCCACCCUUCUCCGUGCCCGCAGCGGUGGCAGCUGGCGACAGCAGGAUCGUCUCGCUUGGCCGGAGCAGGAUUCUCGGACGCGGAGACAAGGGUGUUCCUUGGCUCCCUCCUGGAAGAGCGACGGUCGGAUUAGGCAGAGCGUCUCCUAAAAUCCACAAUGACAUCUUUAUGCCUUCUUUGACUUCUACACCGUUACUGCUGCCCCGACCCCAAUCCUCCCACCUACCGUAUCUAGAGAGUCAUCCAGCCAAGCCCCUUGAAGAGAAAGAGAAGACGCAGGCCCUUAAAAAACAUGGAUGUAAGGGAACAUCCAACCCCCUCGGACUGAACCUAAUCAAAAUACACUGUCAGAAUGAGGCUGUGUACCAGUACCACGUGACUUUCAGCCCCGCUGUGGAGUGCCGAAGCAUGCGGCUCGGUAUGCUGAAAGACCAUCAGUCUGUCACCGGAGAUGUCACCGCCUUUGACGGGACGAUUCUCUACCUGCCGGUUAAACUGCAGCAAACGGUUGAAUUGAAGACAGUGAGAAGGACUGACGGAGUUGAAGUCACCAUCAAGAUUCAGUUGACCAAGAUCCUUGAGCCUAGCUCUGAUCUGUGCAUUCCAUUCUAUAAUGUGGUCUUCAGACGAGUGAUGAAACUUUUAGAUAUGAAGCUGGUGGGGAGAAAUUACUAUGAUCCGACAAAUGCGAUGUUUCUGCAGCAGCACAGGUUACAGAUCUGGCCGGGCUACGCCGCGAGCAUCCGAAGGACAGACGGAGGGCUCUUCCUGCUAGCGGAUGUCUCCCACAAGGUCAUUCGGAAUGACUGCGUCCUAGAUAUCAUGCAAGCUUUGUGUCAGCAGAACAGAGGGAACUUCCAGGAUGAAUGCACCAAACAGUUGUGUGGCCAUAUUGUGAUAACCCGUUACAAUAACCAUACCUACCGCAUUGAUGAUAUCGACUGGAGUAAGACACCCAAAAACACUUUCAUAAUGUCUGACGGGAAGGAAAUCACCUUCUUAGAGUACUACAGCAAAAACUAUGGGAUCACAGUCAAGGAUGAGGAGCAGCCCCUCUUGAUCCACAGGGCCACCCUGAAGCGGAAUGUCCCCGGGAAGCCGCUGUUGAGAGAGAUCCUGCUCCUGCCAGAGCUGUCCUUCAUGACCGGGAUCCCAGAGAAAAUGAGGAAGGACUUCCGAGCCAUGAAGGAUGUGAUCCAACAGAUCAACCUCAGCCCUAAGCAGCACCACAUUUCACUGCAAAUCCUGCUGCAAAAAAUCACCCAAAACGAGGCCGCCAGCCACGAAUUGACACGCUGGGGCCUGUGCCUAGAUAAAGAUAUAUAUAAGGCAAAAGGGCGACUUCUCCCAGUGGAAAGGAUCAACCUGCAAAGUUCUUCAUUUCUCCCAUCCCAAGAAUUAAACUGGACCAAGGAGAUAACUAGAGAAGCUUCCAUCUCGACUGUCCCCAUGCAUUUCUGGACACUGUUUUACCCUAAACGAGCGGUGGAUCAAGCUCGCGAGCUGGUCAGCAUGUUAGAGAAAGUCUCCGGCCCCAUUGGCAUGCAGAUAAGCCCCCCUGCCUGGAUAGAGCUGAAGGAUGAACGGACCGAGACCUACAUCCGGACCCUCAGAUCCGUGCUGGGAGUUGAGGGGAAGGUGCAGAUGGUGGUUUGCAUCAUAAUGGGCUCAAGGGACGACCUCUAUGGAGCCAUCAAAAAGUUAUGCUGUGUGCAGAAACCGGUACCCUCACAGGUCAUUAAUGCCCGAACCAUAGCCCAACCUACCAAGCUCAGGAGUGUGGCUCAGAAAAUCCUGCUGCAGAUUAACUGCAAAUUAGGGGGAGAGCUCUGGAGCCUGGACAUUCCGCUGAAACAACUGAUGGUGAUCGGGAUGGAUGUUUACCAUGACCCCAACAAGGGCAUGCGUUCUGUGGUUGGCUUUGUCGCAAGCAUCAAUCUCUCCUUCACCAAGUGGUAUUCCAGGGUGGUUUUCCAGAUGCCGCAUCAGGAGAUCGUGGACAGUCUGAAACUGUGUCUGGUGGGAUCUUUACAGAAGUUUUAUGAGGUGAACCACUGCCUGCCGGAAAAGAUUGUGGUGUACCGGGAUGGGGUGUCAGAUGGCCAAAUGAAGAUGGUUGCCAGUUACGAGGUCCCCCAGCUACAGAUGUGCUUCGAAGCUUUCGAUAAUUACCAGCCUAAGAUGGUGGUGAUCGUGGUUCAGAAGAAAAUCAAUACCAACUUGUAUUCAGCUACCACCGAGCACUUUGUGACCCCCGCCCCGGGCACCGUGGUGGACCACACCAUCACCUGCCGUGAAUGGGUGGACUUCUACCUGCUCGCCCAUCAUGUCCGGCAUGGCUGCGGCAUCCCCACCCAUUAUGUCUGCGUACUCAACACUGCCAACCUGAGCCCAGACCACCUGCAGAGGUUGACUUUCAAGCUUUGCCAUAUGUACUGGAAUUGGCCCGGCACCAUCCGGGUCCCAGCCCCCUGCAAGUACGCUCACAAGCUAGCUUUCCUGUCCGGCCAAAUCUUGCACCAUGAACCCGCCAUCCAGCUGUGUGAACAGCUCUUCUUCUUAUAAUGCAAAGAGUCAGUCAUCGAUUGGGAAGGGACAGGUAGUCUCUGUCCGAGGCUUGGGCAGAGACCCUCAGUUACUCUUCUUCCAAGAAAAUCAGGGACUAAAGGAAUUAAGUUUGGUGAAUAACGUUCCCCUUUCCUCCCCAGUAGCCCAGUGUUUUACAUUUUAUAUUUGUCUUAGUUUUAACUUCUUACUCCUGAAGGACUCCGGGCUCAUUUUCAGCCCUAAGAAUGUGCCCCAGGAAGUACCGUGUCCCAUGGGAGAGUCGAGGAAGGAGAAGGAAUGGGAAAGUGUGGGCCGAAGUGAGUAGGAGCCUGCUGUGGAAAUUUCCCAUCCCACUCUUGUCACCUCUGAUGCCUCAGGCAGGAGCUGAGGGGAGUGCUUUAAGCUCAGGGGGGAUAUGGCCAGUUGGAAGAGGAGGACACGAAGCCAGUGAAAGCGGAGUUUCCUAAGGAGGCAAUCACCCGCAGUGGCAGGCGGAGAAACCAGUACCUCAACCGGCCGAGCUGGUCCCUUCACGGUACCCGGGACUUGACCACAUCUGGUGCUAGGCCUAGUGUCAGAAAAGGCAGACUGAAAAAUCUGGAGUCCCUAAAGAGCCCGGGUCAUCCAGUUCGCGGUCUGGGAGGCCUGCCUCUUGCAUUCGGUUCCGUUGGGAGCAGGUGGGGUGUUAGGGUCCAAGGGUCAUCUGAACAGGAAUCAGAAGUGUGUUCAUCCUGGAAGUCUCCUCUUCCGUUUCCCACCUGUCAGCCAAGAGUAAACAGCAAAAAAUUCCCAUUUCAGUGCAAGGGUCUAAACGCUUUUGGAGAAAUUCAGCAGCGAACCAUGACUCUGCCGCGUGUGUGUCUCAGCUUCUCCCACCUCCCCGCGGCUUAAGGGUGGGUGUGUCAGAGUUUGUGAACCCAGCUGCAUAUUGACCCACAUCGCUAAGUUUUGACCCACUGUCCCUCCUGCUGGGCUUGCCGUCUGCCUCCUUGCACAAUGGUCUCUCUUCCCGGCUGUUGGGUAUUUUUGCUAGGAACCCUUCAGUAAGCUGAUUUUAGCAAGCGCAGUGUUCAUACAUAUCAAAGUCCAGGCAUUGCCAGGAAGAUGGGUGUUUGUCUUCUCACAAAAAUUAGGGACAGUAUGUUCUUGCUGGCAAAUGAGUUCCUCUUAAAUUAGGUUCGGGUUAAUUCCCAUAAGAGGAGGGCCCAAUUUCAGAAAUCUGUCCCCAAAAUCCUGCCUCUAGCACUUUCCCCUCCCUCUUCCUCAUUUUAAUUUUCUCUAUUUUUUAAAAAAAACCCACAAAUGUUAUUUAACUCUUGGGGGUAGGAGGGCGAGGAGAGAGGUACAUUUCACUUGCCAACAUGUUGAAGGGAAAUUUGGGUCAGCUAACACCAGGGAAAAAGCCUAACCAAAAAACUUCAGGGCUGGAGAACAGGGUCCACAGGAAGAUAGGAGAUGGAAACACUUCCGUUCCUCCAGUACUUUUCUGGUUUGUUUGUUUUUUUGGGUGAAGGAGGUGAGGUGACAGACCUAGAAUUUUAAAACUGCUCAGCCACAAACAUGUUGAGUUGCAAAUGUAUAUCAUACCACUUUCUUCUUCUCCCUGCAUUUUGAAUUUUCCUCUUGAGGUGACAUUUCCUGAACCGUUGUCUGUCCGUCUACAAUUCCCUAAGUAAUGCGAGCACUUUCCCGCUUAGUUUUAGUUUUAAUGCCAAACGAUUGGGAGGGGGGAAGAAGUCCACAACAAAAACCACUUGAAAAAUGUGCAGUUCUACUCAGUCAAAUGAUGAUGUGUCUUUACUAGGGUGCCUUUCCUCCAGCAAGCUCAAGGGCUUUGGGAGAGUCCUCCAAUUGUUGUCUUCCCCGGAGGGGUCACCCUUUCCCUAGCUGCCAAGGCGGUGUGAUUUCUCAGAAAGUGCUCAUGGCAGGUGCCUCUGCCUGGGCACAAAAGGGCCUGUAUUUCUCACCUUCCUCCCCAGCAGGCAGCAAUUUUCACUGAACUAGGGGAGAGCCAGCUCUGAAGACACUUGGCCCUUCUGUAACUGUUGGAUCUCAAAGUACUUUACAAAUGUUAACCCACCUCUUGAUUCAGCAUUUCUCACCCAUUUUCCAAAGCUUUGUCUUGAUGGUCUGACAUCGCUGACCAUUAGUUUCAAAGUCUUCGGGUUCUAGGCUGCACAGAGUGGAGUCAGCAGUGGUCUCCCAGGUAUGCAGUUCGGAUAGCACACCUUGGAGGGAUUCGGAAACCUUCCCGUCACAAGUCCGCUCCGGUAUAACACGUUUCUCAUGCUAGGACAAGUAGAUUUGGUGUAGUGUAGGGAGAAAAGGUCAUGUCCCCUGGCGUGGAGGCUCGUUGCCGCAACCUUACCGAACCAUGCCGUGCGUGCUUUUGUUUGUUUGCGCUUUUGCGAGCUGACAGUAUUAAAUACAGUGAAGUAACAGUGAGUGGCAAGAGUUCUGCAAGUAGUGGGCAAAAUAAUACAGGAAUUGGCUCCCAAAAUGUCAGUCAUGGAGGUAGCUUUGAGCCAUCUACCCAUUAAUACUCCAUUAAUUCUCAAUGAACCAGUGGUUACUAGAACACAAUUUUCCCACACUUGGAAAAGCAGAAAUUAAAGUAGAAAUAACUACAGUGCUGUUAAGUAUUGCCAUUAAGAGUUCGUGUUUUCUUGACAGACUCCACCCCACAGUUUCAUUCCUAGGAGGAAAGGGAAGGCAGAAUGUGGAGCCCAUCUGUGUAGUAUGCUGAGUGUGAAGCAUUUCUAUCCCUAUAGGCCGAUUAAAAAUAAUACACUAGAAAGAUUCUGCAGCAUUUCUGACCAAAUUUUAAGUUUCGUUGUAGCCUGGCUGGAAGGCAGAUGGCCUGGUUCAAAUUCAGGAACUUCAGUGAGUGAUUUUCUCUCCCUGUCACCUGGGCCUCAGUUUCUCCCUGUGCAGAGUAAGGAAAAUAGCCUCUCCCCCUCCCUAUUUCUCGGGACUGUUGGGGAAUGAAAACGUUGAGGAUGAUGGAUGAGUCUCAAUCUUAGGUCUUAAGCGAUGAGCAAGAGAAAUUAGGCAGAGUGCUUUGAACUCCUAGGAGAAGAGAGCAUUUUUGGAGUUGAGCUCCCUGUGAGCCGGGAAUGUGUCUACCAACUCUGUAGGAUCGUACUCUCGCAAGCAGUACGGUGCAGUGCUCUGUACAUACUAAGUACUCGUUCUCGGCACUGAUUGAUCGAUUUCCUGAUUCUGUUGGUAGGCAACUUGAUUUUAGCCUUGGUCUUGUUGCUGUUCAAUUGACGAUUACUUAUUCUCAAGGAAUCAGCCGAAGUCUAGGCUAUCUAUGUUUCGGGGUUUUUUUUCUCCAUUACAAUGGCGACAGGAAUAAGGGGCCAUUGUCUAGGCCACUUCCGCUCUGGAAAUUUGUGUUCUCUUAUUUUGGCCAUGAUAACAAUGCAAAAGGCCAGGAUGCUUGUUUGGCUUUCCCCCUAAAGCCUUUUUAGCUGCUCCAUGGGAAGUGGGAAUCGAGUUAAUCAGACAGUGGUAUUUACCGAGAGCUUACCGUGGGCAGAGCACUCUACGGAGCAGUUGGGAGAGUAUAUUACAGGAGAGUCGGGAGACAUAUUGUUUGUUCGCUGCCCAAAAGGAGCAGCAUCUGCUGGGAUAGCCUUCCCUCUGUGGGCCUGCCACCUGAAAGGCCAGGCCAGGGGGUCCCACAAAAGGCCUGACCAGGGGGCCCGACAAAAGUCGGGUUUCCUGCCAAUAGAAUCAUGGCAGGAAGAACUUUGGGGAGCCCAGUGCAGAGCCAGUCAAUUGGAACCAGGGGGAACCAGGACCCGAUCCCCCAGAGCAGCUGCCUUUGUCAGACCUAGAGAAGGGCUGCCUCUGGGAACUCUUGGAGGGCUCUCUGCAGUGUGGGCAGCUGCGGCUCUUUCCCUCCACCCACUCCCGCUCAGCACUGCACCAAGAUUAUCUUAGUGAGCUUGUGUGCUGCACCUGCCCGGUGCCCACAUAGGUCUCCUUUUCCUGCCAUUUCUUCCCCCCGCUUGGAACACUUGACCUCGCCCCUUCGGAGGCCCACCCCCAGUCGAACUCUGUCAGAAAAUCUGGUCCUGGAUAUUGGUGCCAACGCUUGAGUGGGGCACAUGGGGGGAGGAGAGGGGAAGCUAGCUUUCCUAGAAAACCACUUCCCUUAUAGCGAUUUGGCAAGAGAAGCUGGGGCUGCACCUCCUGCCCCUCUUUGGGAAGUGCUGAGAUCAUUUGAAGCCGGCCGUGCUGGGAGCCAGGGCCGUGCUCCCCGGAGAGGAAGGGACUCCAACCCUCAGGCAGUCCCCUAAGACAGAGGGUUGCCCCUUCCACCAAAGUCCUGCCAAAACAAACCUCCAUCCCCAACUUCACCCCACUCCAGACCACACAAAGUCAAGUGUUUCAGGGGUGGGUUUUUUGUAUGUGUUUUUUAAGCGCUUACUAUAUGUCAAACACUGUUCUGAGCGCUGGGGUAGAUACAAGUUAAUUAGGUGGAAUACAGUCCCUGUCUCACAUGGGGCUCACAGUCUAACCAGGAGGGAGAACAGAGGUUCUGCCUUCCUCCCAAAGACUCUCGCCCUGUCCUCACCUGCAGGAUGCAAACUUUCCCUGUGCCUCUUUUGGUGGCUUUUGGAUCAAGUUGACGAAGGACCUGAGGGAGAGCUUUGGGAGGAAAGCAAACCAAAGCUUCCAACCUUUGCGCCUAAAUAUUGCAUAGUGUCAGGUUCUUGGCAGUGUGGAACGGUACAGAUGAUGGACUAUAGAGGCAUCUAAAAUGCCCCAAGCCAGGAGUUCUCGUGCCCUUAAGUAAGUAGUAAGAGGUUAGAUAUUUCCGCAGGAAGGCCGUAAGGAGAGCCCAGGAAGGGACAGAGAGAGGAGUAAAAGGAAAAAAGAAGGUGGCCAUUAGGAACCAGGACUCCAUGUCCCUUUUGGGUCUGAUACGUUGUUAAUGAUUGAUUGUAUUCUUCUACUGGAUUACCGAUAGAGGCUUAUUGACUUUUAUUGUCCUGUCACACACUACCUGUGUGGACUUUGGCAGCUCUUGCCACAGCCUGGUUGCGAAUAACAAGCAAAAAACCAUCGAGAGGCCUUUGCAGGGAGCUGCGGCCAUGUCCUGUCCUCCCUGUACUUUGGACGAUCCCUUUGGCAAAUGCCUUGAUUCUGCAUCCACCCCCGCCCCCCAGCCUCCGACCCUUCCACUUUGGUUGCACCUGCCUCUCAGGAGGGAAAGCGCGGAUGGGUCGGCUUCUGCAGUGAAUACCCAGCUUUAAAGGAUGGAGAACAGAACUCUUUGGAACGGAGAUCCCGUCCCAGUUCCAAGAUCCCCGGAGCUGGAUUGUGCUGGGAAAUGGGUUUGAAGCAUCCCCCCCGACCUUUAGGUCUCCUAGGUGCCAGAGUGAGCUUUCCCGUAAAUGGCUUGCGCACUCAGACUUCAACCAAGGCCGGGUUGGCGUCCUCUCUCGAGCAGAUCACGGGUGAGAGAGUGAUCGGGGAGAGCCUUUGACCAGGCUGUAGGACUUUCUUUUUACUAGGAGCUCAGAGCCCAGAUAAUCUGGUCAGGAUAAGCGUAGUCUCUCUGUAAAUAGGUGAUAAGUGUUACUUGGGCCUAGAAUUGCAGGCUAGCUGAAAAUCUGGAGCUGUCUCUGGUCAGAGAUACUCAUAGGCCCGGCUGGGCCUAAGGUCUCUUCAGGGCUCUGUAGGGGGUAAAUGGGGCUAGCGUCAAAUGGCAAGGUAAGUGCAGGUUUUUGUUUUUUUCUGGGUCCGAAAGGCACGUGACCUCACUGUCCAAGAACAAAAACCGUAACAAGCUAGAUCUUUUUCAAGGCCUUGCCACCCAAAGCCAAACACGCUCAGAGUCUCGGUAGCCAAGCUAGAGAAAGGCAGUGUCCCCAAGGUGAUUAAACUGAGCCACAGAAAAGCAGGAGGUGCCGGAACACAACUUAUGAGGAGCUCUCCAUUAUCCCAGGGAGCUGGAACCUCUUGAGCUAUCCUUCCUCUUCCAAGAAGCCUUCUCUGAUUAAGCCCUCUUUUCCCCUACUCCGUCUCCCUGCUGUGUCAUCUGUGUACUUGGAUCUGUACCCAUUAAGCAUUUACUGUUUGCCCCAUCCUGUGCCCCAGGGCACUAAUGUUCUUUAGUUGUAUUAAUGCCUGUCUCCCUUACAGUCUUCUAGGCUGAAAGCUCAUUGUGGGCAGGGAACGUGUCU